CAGAUUUGCUGUCACCCACCGCAGAACAUCUCCUCUCUCUGAGCAACUCAUCAAGCGAACCUUAGCUCGAAUAUCCAAUCCCUAAACUCACUUUUUGAUUCACUGAUUUUACCUUCUCCUAACCUGAUUCCUCUCAACAGCGAUGGCUCUCAUCCAUGUAUCCAUUGAUGAUUAUGCAUCUCAUCAGGUUGCUAACAGAAUUUGAUGCCAUUGAAGAUGGAACUGGUCUUCAUUGUGUUGAUAUUGGCUUGCUUGCAGUCUUUUGUAUUUUCUGAUUUUCAAGGUGAUGCCCUGUUUGCAUUAAAGACUUCAUUGAAGGCGUCACACGAUCAACUAACUGAUUGGAAUCCUAAUCAAGUGAACCCUUGCACUUGGUCCAAUGUUCAGUGUGAUAAUAAUUCUAGUGCUGUUCAGCAUGUAACAUUGUCGUCAAUGGGAUUUACUGGAACUUUGUCCCCAAAAGUUGGAAAUUUAAAAUCUCUUUUGACUCUUGCACUGCCAGGAAAUGGCAUUACUGGUGAGAUACCCAAGGAGCUUGGAUAUCUGGCAAGUUUGGGAAGUUUGGAUUUGUCGAAUAAUAAUUUAACUGGUGAAAUACCAUCUGCCCUCGGUAAUCUUAAAAUGCUUCAGUUCUUGACUUUGAGUCAAAACAAUCUCACUGGAACUAUUCCCGAUUCCCUUUCAAGUCUUCAAAAGUUAAUCACUCUUCAACUCGAUUCAAAUGAUCUGAGUGGUCAGAUUCCCAAGCAUUUAUUCAAAGUUCAAAAGUACAACUUUACAGGAAACAGGUUUAAUUGUGGGAUUUGUGCAUCUGAAAGUGGAGAUUCAGGUGGUUUGCAAAAGCCGAAUAUUGGAGUUAUACUUGGGAUUGUGGCAGGAUGUGUUGUAAUUCUUCUUCUUGGUGGCUUUCUGUUUAUUCUGUAUAAGGGUAGACACAAAGGCUACAAGCGUGAAGUUUUUGUGGAUGUUGCAGGUGAAGUUGAUCGAAGAAUUGCAUUUGGUCAAUUGAAAAGAUUUUCGUGGAGAGAAUUACAGCUCGCUACAGACAGCUUCAGUGAGAAAAAUGUUUUAGGGCAGGGAGGUUUUGGAAAAGUUUAUAAAGGGGUGCUUACUGAUAAUACAAAAGUUGCUGUGAAACGGUUAACAGACUAUGAGAGUCCUGGAGGAGAUCAAGCUUUUCAACGGGAAGUUGAGAUGAUAAGUGUAGCUGUUCACAGGAAUCUUUUACGGCUGAUUGGAUUUUGCACGACUACCACAGAACGCCUCUUAGUCUAUCCCUAUAUGCAGAACUUAAGUGUUGCCUAUCGUCUACGAGACAUUAAACCUGGGGAGCCUGUUUUAGAUUGGCCUACAAGAAAACGUGUUGCUUUAGGGACAGCUCGUGGGCUAGAGUACCUUCAUGAACAUUGCAAUCCUAAAAUUAUUCAUCGGGAUGUUAAGGCUGCGAAUGUGUUACUUGAUGAAGAUUUUGAAGCAGUUGUUGGUGAUUUUGGCCUGGCAAAAUUGGUUGAUAUUAGAAAAACUAAUGUGACAACUCAAGUUCGUGGAACCAUGGGGCACAUAGCACCUGAAUACUUGUCCACUGGGAAGUCCUCAGAAAGAACUGAUGUUUUUGGUUACGGAGUCAUGCUUUUAGAACUAGUGACAGGCCAAAGGGCGAUUGACUUUUCACGCUUGGAGGAAGAAGAUGAUGUUUUAUUGCUGGACCAUGUCAAGAAGCUGGAGAGGGAGAAGAGACUUCAUGCUAUUGUAGAUCCCAACUUAAGUAAGAUUUACGACAUUCAAGAGGUGGAAAUGAUGAUUCAAGUUGCAUUGCUUUGUACCCAAUCAUCACCAGAGGAACGCCCUGCAAUGUCAGAGGUGGUACGGAUGCUGGAAGGAGAGGGGUUAGCUGAGAGGUGGGAAGAAUGGCAGCAUAUUGAGGUUACUCGCAGGCAAGAGUAUGAGAGACUACAAAGAAGAUUUGACUGGGGAGAAGAUUCUGUUUAUAACCAAGAUGCUAUUGAGUUGUCUGGUGGAAGAUGAGGCAUCGGAUAAGUCUGGGCCCAUUCUUCCUUAGAUUAUAGCUGAAGGUACUGAGGUGUACUGGCGUAGCGGAAGAUGUGUUAGACAAAGAAAACAGGGAAAGUGUACUCUCGGAAACAGAAAAUAAAAAAAUUAUGGAAGAGUUGUGUCUUCCGAAGUUGACGCAAAUUGCUGAAAGAAAAUAAAUCACAACUCUUCUUAUUCCAAACCUUCGUUCCUUCUCUAUUACAAUGACAACCGAAUAUAUAAAGUGAUCACUAAGGAAAGUAGACAUUUGAUAAAGGAAAUAUUUAUGAAAUGAAACAAUAAAUUAAGAAACAAA
Juglans microcarpa x Juglans regia is the source of this 2347-nucleotide messenger RNA. Its product is annotated as probable LRR receptor-like serine/threonine-protein kinase At5g10290. Gene Ontology annotation, molecular function: protein kinase activity; protein binding; ATP binding. Gene Ontology annotation, biological process: protein phosphorylation. Bases 205 to 2025 code for a protein of 606 amino acids. The transcript has 13 exons. NCBI's taxonomy places the organism in Eukaryota, Viridiplantae, Streptophyta, Magnoliopsida, Fagales, Juglandaceae. The record is from RefSeq and is a predicted model, not a curated record.